Anisakis simplex (herring worm) is the source of this 2715-nucleotide messenger RNA. Lineage: Eukaryota; Metazoa; Nematoda; Chromadorea; Rhabditida; Anisakidae. The record is from the annotation of a GenBank genome assembly.
AUGGAUGACGGUUAUGGGUAUGUACCGCCGGGUUGGAGUAAGUUGGGUAACGUGAAACAUGAACAAGGUGGAUAUUCGAAUGGCGCACCAUCAGCACAAAUGUAUUACGGCUGUGGCGGAGCAAGAAAUCUACCCGCGGGUACAACAUCAUCCACACCAUCCAAAUAUGUACCAUUAAGUUCCCACUUUGCUUCAGAUGAAGCCUGCAACCUUCCCGCUUAUCCGUCACCAAUUACUGCUGCUGCGGCUCGAUAUUACGGUCAACAUUAUGCUGGUUAUACGCCACUUCCNCAAUUACUGCUGCUGCGGCUCGAUAUUACGUUAUCGCAAGGUGGUAGUUCUAACGUGAAAACAUUUCCUGUGAAAUUCAGAGGGAGUGGACGACGUGGUCAUGGUGGUGCAUCAUUCCGAGGUGGAGGGCAGUCCCAAAAGUUUUAUGGUUAUAGUGGCAACAUUGCGUUUGGUACGAUGAAUAACGGUUCCUCCCAAACUCGACCCAGAAAGGAUAAGCCAUAUCAAUCGUCUGGCAAAACAGCUGCAAUGAUUCUGAAUGAGCUGUAUCCUGAUUUUAAAGAUCACUGCUCAUGCGACACGCUAACGGAUAUGAAGGUGCCGCGAUUUGAAUUCAAAUUUUCAAUACAAGGCAGACAAUUUUCUGCUGAUGCAUCAAGCAAAAGAAUUGCAAAACAAGUCAGUGUUCACUUGGCUUGUGAGCGAGCGUUGAAAAUCUUAAGACCGGACAUCGUCCUGGAUGUACCGUCACAUACAGAAUCUGAAGCUCUCAAGAAAGAAUCUGUGAUGGAAACGAACUCUGUUAAAGGAAGCGAAACGUCGGAAAAGGAAGCAGAGACGAAAGUACGUUACAAUCCUGAGUUCUCGUUCUGUGAGCUUCCGGUUGCAAGUGGUGCGAAGCAACAUAUGAAACGUUUUCAGUGUACGCUGACGAUGCUCGAACAAGGAAAAGUGUAUACUCAUGAAGGUGUUGGAAAGGCGGCCGGAAAGAAUUCAGUCAUUCGUGAGGCACUACUCGACGUCUUCAAAAUCAGUCCUGAGGAAAUGCGAACAAUUGAACGGCGAGUGAUAACAUUAAGACCUGGACCUCCCGUCGCGGUGCUUCUGCAAGCGCUCAGCUUCUACGAUCGUCCGGUGCACAUUGAAGUGGACACUGCCGAUGGCAAACCGCUCGAAGCAAAUAGCCGUUUCAUCGCCAAAAUUACAAUCGACAAUGAAAGUAAGCAUGCGUUAGCGGCACGUGUCAACUUAAUGGCCAUUUCAGUUGGCCUAAUAAGCAGGAAGACAGAGAUUGUUUUUACAGCAACGAUCACAGGACCAGAAGAGGACAGUAAACAAAAAGCGAAAGAUGCAGCAUGUCUGAAGGUGCUAACCGAUAUUCUUGAGCUGUCGAUGCCCGAACCUGAAGAGUUCUCACUGAAACGUGCAUCGUCAAUAUUGUCACCGUGUGCUGCUGGUGUCAGCAGGAUGGUCGAAAAAUAUGUUGUGUUGGAUUUGCAGUGUGAAGAUGCGCUAGAGAGAGUACAAUCGAAACGUAUGAAAAGUGACGAAGCGUUGGAGUUUUGUUCGGAGAUAUCCGAAUUUGUUCGUGGCGAAUAUGAACGUAUUUGUAUUGCGCAGGGAUGUCCAUUAACGACUUACAUUGCAGCUUUUGUACUGAUUUCGCCAGACGGUGCUCGUAGAAUGGUUUCCUUGGGUACGGGUCGUAAUUGGGUUAUUGAUGGACAACUUCUCAGAAACAGUAAAGGAGCAGUUCUNNNNUUUUUUUCUCUCAGAUAUUAUGCAUCGGAAUCGCAUGGAAAAUUCCGUUUUCAAAAUCGAUCAAAAUAUAAUAACCGUUUCAGUUCAUUUGAAUUGAAUUUAAAAUCACGAAUAAUUGAUACUGCAGGUAUUGUAUUGGCUCGUCGCGCAUUUUUACUUUUCAUACACAAACAGUUGGAGAUGAUUAACGACCCGAAUUGUGUACUUGAACGAUCAGAGCAGUCAAGUAAAUAUCAUCUUAAGGCAGGUUACAAGGUGAUUCUCUAUUCUGCAUUCGCACCAAACGGUGGUCAUCGAACGUCGGGUGUAAAUAAAGCCAACUUGACAUGUCACAUGGGCAAUACGAGGGCGCAUGAUGUACCUGAAAAUGUGCAAACAAUGAACGAAAUAUACGAAACGGGAAAGGUGAACGUUAUGAGUGCUGCCGACAAAAUACUCAAAUGGAAUUACCUUGGUGUUCAAGGUGCAUUGCUGUCGUAUCUUGUUGAACCAAUUUACAUAACGCACUUGUUCAUUGGAACAUCCACAGCAGAUUCGAAUUUAAUGUACGACGUAUUACUGAGAUUUGGUGAUGCACGUAAGGAUGACCUGAUCGUUAAGUCAGCUGAAAAAGGAAUAAAACCUCAGGGUGAAAUGUAUCAUAAUUGGGUUGAUGGCAUUGGUACAAUUGAACGUCUUGAUCCAGCCACAGGACGUACAGUAACGGGAUCAUUAUCGAGAUUAUGUAAAUCAGAGUUGUUCGAGAGUUGGUCACGUUUGCUGAAUACACUAGAUGAGGAUAUAAAAACGUCGACGACGUGUGCUGAAGCAAAACGACAUGAAUAUGUUUACAUGAACGUGUUGAGCAAUUUCAUUGCACAGUUGAAGGCGUUGGGUUUGGGUGAAUGGCAACGUAAAGAUCAGUCGAUUGAUUCGUUCCAAUUGGUUUCUUUCGAUGAAUGA